AUGACGAUAACGGCUUCUUCUGACAUGCAGGUGGAAGAGCUGGAGAAACGCACGUCAAGCCCGGCCUUUGAGCAGAUCCACAGCCCACGGUCAAAAGAAGCUGGGCCAGCAUUCCCUCUUUCCCCUCAAAAGAAGAAGGACCAUUCUCUGGAGGAAAAUCAGAAGACAUCAGAAGCUGUAGAAGAAAGACCCAAGUCUCGUGCCGCAGAAGACUGGAAGCAGCUGCCUGAGAAACGAGAGCUUCUCGACAAAGUGCUUCAGAAAGCCAUGGAAAAACACAACAACGUUAGUAAAAUGGCAGAGUGGAAGCCACAAAGAGACUCGAGAGCGCCAAGGGCUGCUAAACUGGAGCGUUUGCCAGAAAAGGAUGCACACAUUGACAAAGUGCGCAAGAACAGAGAAUCCAAAGAUCCUGCUGAGGAGACUGAAGGCGUCUAA
This is a messenger RNA of Elephantulus edwardii (Cape elephant shrew), 438 nucleotides long. Its product is annotated as stathmin-like. Gene Ontology annotation, molecular function: tubulin binding. NCBI's taxonomy places the organism in Eukaryota, Metazoa, Chordata, Mammalia, Macroscelidea, Macroscelididae. Bases 1 to 438 code for a protein of 145 amino acids. Gene Ontology annotation, cellular component: neuron projection; cytoplasm. The transcript is spliced from 2 exons. Gene Ontology annotation, biological process: neuron projection development; regulation of microtubule polymerization or depolymerization; microtubule depolymerization. The record is from RefSeq and is a predicted model, not a curated record.